AUGGCUCCUUAUGAGGCUCUUUAUGAGCGAAGGUGUAGGUCUCCUAUUGGUUCAUUUGAGGUUGGUGAAGCUGAGUUGAUAGGUACAGACUUAGUUCAUCAAUCCAUGGAGAAGAGAGUUGGCAAUGUGGCUUAUGAGUUGGAGCUACCAUCAGAGUUGGCAGCAAUCCGUCCGGUAUUUCAUAUCUCUAUGCUAAAGAAGUGUUUGGGCGAUCCUUCACUUAUUGUGCCUGUCGAGAAUAUUGGUAUCAGGGACAAUCUAUCUUAUGUAGAGAUUCUAGUCCAGAUUCUUGAUCGCCAGAUUCGCAAGUUGAGAACCAAGGAGGUUGCAUCAGUCAAAGUCUUGUGGCGAACUAAGUUUGUUAAGCAGGCUAUAUGGGAGGCCGAGGAAGAUAUGAAGAAGAGAUACCUUCAUCUCCUUUCUUCCGAGUUAGUUCCAGUCCAAGGUAUGAUCUUCUUUCUAAUUCAUCAUUAUGCAUUUCAUAUCAUGCCUCCUCGUAAAGCUUACGCAAGGAAUGCUAAUGCCUGCAAAGCUAACACAGUUCCUCCAGUUCCAUACCAUGAGGUUUCAAAUGCAGAGUUUCAGAAUAUUAUCCAGCUUUUGGCUCAGAGUGUGACCAAUUAG
This is a messenger RNA of Solanum verrucosum, 624 nucleotides long. RefSeq lists its product as uncharacterized. The record is from RefSeq and is a predicted model, not a curated record. The coding region runs from base 1 to 624 and encodes 207 amino acids. NCBI's taxonomy places the organism in Eukaryota, Viridiplantae, Streptophyta, Magnoliopsida, Solanales, Solanaceae. The transcript has 3 exons.